This is a messenger RNA of Penicillium subrubescens, 2400 nucleotides long. RefSeq names its product PXA domain-containing protein. The coding region runs from base 1 to 2400 and encodes 799 amino acids. Gene Ontology annotation, cellular component: extrinsic component of endosome membrane; early endosome; late endosome. NCBI's taxonomy places the organism in Eukaryota, Fungi, Ascomycota, Eurotiomycetes, Eurotiales, Aspergillaceae. The transcript has 3 exons. Gene Ontology annotation, molecular function: phosphatidylinositol binding. The record is from RefSeq and is a predicted model, not a curated record. Gene Ontology annotation, biological process: protein targeting to lysosome; endosome to lysosome transport; early endosome to late endosome transport.
AUGAAUGACCCUCUGCAACCCGGUUUGCAGCCGGUAUCCCAUCUCAAGGCUGGACCGACCACCUCAAGCUCCAGGUCCACCGCGCUACCUUCCUCAGGGCAACCACCCUUGACACGACCAUCCUCUAGACUACGAGCCCAACGACCACCCGUUCGAGAUGACACGACCGACGCUACGAGUGACAAGGCCACGGCUGCCUUGAUUCGACGUGUCCUCUACCCUCAAGCUAGCAGCGGCCACGGCGCAUCCUCUCCCCAGCCAUCGGAAGAGCUAUUACCUCCCCUCACGAGCUCAAAUGACGUUGACCGUCAACUUUACGCCAUUCUUGCUGUUAUAAUCAAAGAAUUUGUCCACUCGUGGUACUCAAAGAUUACUCCUGACCAGGCUCUUGUCAACGAGGUCCUUCAAGUCGUUGCACAUUGCACCCGCGCUCUGGAACAGCGGAUACGCCAGGUGGAUGUGACACAGCUGGCCUUAGAUGAGAUUCCUACCUUGGUGGAGGCACAUAUAACCUCCUAUCGACUUGCUAAGGAACGGUCACACCUAUCAGGACUACCGACGUCGCAUCGUGCACUAUACCACGAGUUGAACCCUCAUCCUGGCUUAUCACCAGUCCCCGAUCCCGCAGAUCCCGACACAGUCAACGCGCAGGCCGAGAACGAAGCUGUAUAUCGGAGAUUACUUGCUAGUGGGACUCUUGCUGUUCUCCUACCCACGGAAGAUUUGGAAAAUAGCAGCCUACGCCAGCUGGUGAACGACAUCCUAUCAGACUUGAUUCUAGGCAAAGAGGUUGCCGGCAGGGUCUGCCAAGGAUGGUUCUUAUGGGAUGCUAUCACCAAAGUUACGGAGGCAGUAAGACGCCGGAAAACUUUGGAGCACACAGACUCCACCAAUGAUGUUUCCACAAACAGACUCGAAAGAUUUGGUCUGCUCGAGGACGAAGACGAUUCGGCCAAAUCUCACGCAAGCGCUCAGUCGCGAGCCACUGCCUGGAUAUGGAGUGUACUCCAGAAUAUCUAUCUUGGCUAUGUUGCCUUGCGAUUCAUCGCGACUGGUCUAUUCCGCGUCGCAUCAAAUCAAGGGCAGGGACAUUCGCACGGAGCCAGUGUUUCAUUUCCCGCUGCAACGCCAGAUUUCUCCAAGAAGGAGGGCUUCGACUCGUCAUUGUCAGACGGAGUCACAUCCAAACGCCCGGUCCUCGACUACCGGAUGUACUCGAUGAUCUCGCAACUUUUGGGCAUCUCACAACGAAUGCCAUGGCUUUCUGGACUAUUCGCUCUCGUCCAACACCUGAUUCUGGCCGGACCAGGCAGGCUCGGGCACACAGAUGGAAUUCUUGACAGAUUCCUUCGGGAAACCAUUCAGGAGUAUGUUCUGCCCCCCACUUUGUUGCCCAACCUUCUUCUUGCAACACGUUCUGCCCUCUUCCCGGCCAAUGCCCGCCCAACCUCCUCAGCACCAACUGGAAAUACCACUGGAGCAGCCCCGGCCCCGGCUCCGCAGGUGUCCGUGCAGACCCCGACCCCCAGCGGGAAAUCACCCCUCGCUGCGACUGUAGUUACCACACCCGCGCCCCUUCCGGAAGGUAGCAGGGUUCCUGGUCCAGGUGCAAGGGAUGCAGGUAAAAGAAAUGUCGACAGUAGCAAUAACAGCAGAAACAGCAAUAUUGGAGUUGGAGUUGGCAGUGGCGGUGAUCGUCAGCAUGCUGCUCUACUCCCCCGGUCGUCUUCGAUAGUAUCCCCGUCAUCGCCAACCAUUGCGACGACAUCGGACAUUGAUACGGUCCAACGAGCUUCCACGGAGGUGUCAACCGGACCAGAGAACAGAAUUGGCCCAUCUAUCUCGGAGAUCGCCGCUAUUAAGCGGCGAUGUGCAGCUAGUCUUCUGGCCGUGAUCCCGCUUAAAGUCGCACGAACCCUUUUUGGCGUUCCGCCAGCCUCCAACAGUGAUCGUACCUGCAGCGCCGCCACUGGGAACUCAUCCUCCACCACCAUCAGUGACCAGACCCCACCCUCAUCGCUUGAUGGAGAUGGUGGGGGCCGUCCGAGAUCUUCAUUACAGGCACAGGGCAAGGGAGCUGUUCUGUCGUCGAAGGCGUCAUUACUGCCAUCUCCCGCUUCGAGUUUAGCAGGGCUAGCCAGUGAAAGUGGCGAUUAUCGCGCUGUCCAGCGCACGGACAAGCAGAAUGAGGAGUCCGAUCUUCACCUGGAGGAGUUGUAUUUCCUGGAGGCCAUCGAGACGGACCUAUUGGAUCUCCUGGCAGACGACUACUGUAACAAGCAUCUGGUGUACUCGAUCAUCGAGACUGUUCUCGCUAGGGUGCUCCCUGAGCUGACUGAGCGCAGCGUCCAAGACCUAAUGGAGGAUCGCGGGGUUGCCCCAGUUCCCGGCGGCUUCUAA